Messenger RNA from Gadus macrocephalus (Pacific cod), 2499 nucleotides. It is a transcript of the gene cpne4b, whose product is annotated as copine IVb. Gene Ontology annotation, cellular component: plasma membrane. Bases 317 to 1651 code for a protein of 444 amino acids. Gene Ontology annotation, biological process: cellular response to calcium ion. NCBI's taxonomy places the organism in Eukaryota, Metazoa, Chordata, Actinopteri, Gadiformes, Gadidae. The record is from RefSeq and is a predicted model, not a curated record. The transcript is spliced from 15 exons. Gene Ontology annotation, molecular function: calcium-dependent phospholipid binding.
UACGAGUCGGCCGAGGCCACGCUGGGCUUCAUCAGCUCCCCGUGUCUGCCAAGGUGGAGCUGCGCGUGGCGUCCCGCGGCAUCUCCGACCGCGACGCCCUCUCCAAGCCCGACCCCUGCGUGGUGCUGAAGAUGCAGUCUCACGGCAGUGGUUUGAGGUGGACCGCACAGAGGUGAUCCGCAGCAGCAUUAACCCAGUCUUCUCCAAAGUCUUCCUGGUGGAUUUCUAUUUUGAAGAAGUCCAAAGGCUCCGCUUUGAGCUCCUCGACAUCAGCUCCGGCCACAACGGACUCCGUGACGCUGACUUCCUGGGGGCAAUGGAGUGCACUUUAGGACAGAUUGUCUCCCAAAGGAAACUGACCAAAGCCUUGCUUAAGCAGGGAAACACGGCUGGAAAGUCCUCCAUAACGGUGACAGCAGAGGAACUGUCUGGUAAUGAUGAUUAUGUCGAACUCUCCUUCAGUGCUCGUAAGCUAGAUGACAAGGAUUUCUUCAGCAAAUCGGACCCCUUUCUAGAGAUCUUCAGAAUAAACGAUGAUGGGACUGGUUCGCUUGUACACCGAACAGAGACAGUGAUGAACAAUCUGAGUCCGGUGUGGAAGUCUUUCAAAGUGUCCCUGAACACAUUGUGCAGCGGCGAUGAGGACAGAGAACUGAAGUGCACAGUGUGGGAUUGGGACUCCAAUGGGAAACACGAUUUCAUCGGAGAAUUUCAGACCACCUUUAAAGAGACGAAAGCAGGGACAGACGAGGGCAAACUGUUGCAGUGGGAGUGCAUCAAUCCAAAAUACCAAGUGAAGAAGAAGAACUACAGAAACUCUGGCGUGGUCGUCCUCAACCACUGUAAGAUUAUUAAAAUGUAUUCCUUUCUGGACUACAUCAUGGGAGGCUGUCAAAUCCAGUUCACUGUGGCAAUAGACUUCACAGCGUCCAACGGGGACCCCCGGAACAGCUGUUCCCUCCAUUACAUCCACCCCUACCAGCCCAACGAGUACCUGAAGGCCCUGGUGGCAGUCGGAGAGAUCUGCCAAGACUACGACAGCGAUAAGAUGUUUCCAGCAUUUGGUUUUGGGGGACAGAUUCCACCUGACUUCAAAGUGUCACACGAUUUUGCUGUGAACUUCGACGAAGACAACCCUGAAUGUGCUGGUAUCCAAGGGGUUGUAGAGGCCUACCAGAACUGCCUCCCUAAGAUCCAGCUGUACGGGCCCACCAACAUCGCCCCCAUCAUCCAGAAGGUGGCCUCAACAGCCUCUGAAGAGAUGCACACCAAAGAAGCCAUGGAGUACUUCAUCCUGCUGAUCCUGACGGACGGCGUGAUCACGGACAUGGCGGACACGCGCGAGGCCAUCGUGCACGCCUCCCACCUGCCCAUGUCCGUCAUCAUCGUGGGCGUGGGCAACGCCGACUUCACCGACAUGCAGAUGCUGGACGGCGACGACGGGAUCCUGCGCUCGCCCAAGGGCGAGCCCGUGCUGCGCGACAUCGUGCAGUUCGUGCCCUUCAAGGACUUCAAGCACGCCUCCCCAGCUGCUCUGGCCAAGAGCGUACUGGCAGAGGUCCCAAACCAGAUCGUGGACUACUACAACGCCAAAGGCAUCAAGCCCAAGUGUGUCUCCGACUACGAGUCCACCAGGGCCUUCAGCCCCUGACCACGGACACGCAAAACGUGUGAUAUGAAAACAUGGAAUACAUGAUACAUUUAUAUACAAGUACUAACAUGUGACACCCGAUGAGCACAAAUACACACACAAACACACGCCCACCAAGACUCAUCAUAUUUGCAGUAGCCUAGCUCAGAGAAUUAGCUUGUUCCGGUGGUUUUAAAUUAUUACAUGGAUGACUAUUGCAUGUUUGGCCACAACGGCGUACCUUUGGGGAAGUAUUGUUAUUACCUAUAAUAUCAGAGAAAUGUACAUAGCAAUAUAAAGGCAGUCUUUUGAAUCGGCAUGCAGACUGUAGCCCACCCAGAGAAAUGACAUAUCUACCUUAUUUAGAUAACUAGCAAGUGUAAGACUAGUACCUCUGAAAAGUCAGUAGUCCAUGAUGUGAAUGGAGACCCAAAUAAGCUUAGCGUUAGCAUCCUCAGUGUAAGUAAAACCUGACAUAGCAUAGCUGCAAUAUAAGGAAAGUUGACAGGCCUCGUAGAUAGCUGCUAGCUGCUUCCUUGCUAGUCUACUUUAUACAGUUAUUGCAUGUCAACUCUAGCUUAUAUAAUGACAGAGCGUAGCUGCUUGCUAGUUACGAAAUAAAGUAUCUUUGUCAUUUUAUUGACAUUCAGGGUUGUCUUGGGUGCGUUAGAUUAUUUUUUACAGAUUUGUCAAGAUUUUGCUAUAUGGAAUCAAACAAAUAAAUAAUUGUGAUAAUUUCUUAACCUUCUUAUAUUGUGAACUGUUUCGGGAGUAUAGCCAGGAGUUUGUGACCUGAAUCUUUAUUUUAUUUCUUUCCUCUGUAAUUUGCAUGUAGACUACAAUAAAGAUUGUGUAGUUUUCUCCCUUCA